Nicotiana tabacum (common tobacco) is the source of this 811-nucleotide messenger RNA. RefSeq lists its product as uncharacterized. The record is from RefSeq and is a predicted model, not a curated record. Lineage: Eukaryota; Viridiplantae; Streptophyta; Magnoliopsida; Solanales; Solanaceae.
GCAGUACUACCUUAUGACGUUGGUGUGAGAGCACUUUCCAUGGCAUGCUUAGACAUGUACAACCAAAACUCAUCAGCUAUGAGUCCUCGAAUCUCCUUCUCUAAUGACUUUGUCGAUUCUACUACUAUUUCUCAUUCUUCUCAACUUCACCAAAUGAUGAAGAAGGAAAGCAGCAGGAGUUAUAGGGAUGCUCCAGUUUCCUCUGACUUUGAAUUCAACGUCAGUAAUUACUCAAUGAUGAGUGCUGACGAGCUUUUCUUUAAGGGUAGAUUGUUGCCCUUCAAAGAAAGCGCCCAUUCUCAGAAAACAACUCUGCGAGAUGAACUUCUCAAUGGGGAUGAAGAUGAUGCUUUUUCGUUGAGGCCACCCAAAAGUUGUACUAGGUGGAAGGGAUUUUUAGGUCUUAAAAAGUCUCACAUUGCUUCCAAGAAAAUUGAUAACAACAACCAAGGAUCUGUAGAAAAGAGGUCCAACGUCGUAGGAUCUGAGGAGUUGUUUCUUGGCAACAAGAAUUCACAGGAACCAUACAAUGGCGGAUCCAGCUGUAGAGAUGUGGAGUUCCGUUUUAAUUAACGCUAGCUGUUCUCUCAGGCAGUAAUAGAUUCCUGAAGGUGUUCUGGGGGUGACCAUGGCUUCUAAUUUUUGUUGAAGUUUGGAAAUAUCAUUUUAGAUUCAGCUGAUUUGUGUGCUUGUACUUGUAGCUUUGGAUUUGAACUUUUCAAAUGAAAUCAAUUGGUAAUUUUGUACAAGUAGUUCAGAAUUUGUGCUGUAUUCCUGUGAAAAUAUUUGCAGUUCAAAUAUUUCAUUGCCA